AUGGCUAGGCUAGUAAAGAACUAUGGCACCACGGAAGAGGGAGGCACACCGAAGAUCAGAAGGUUUGAGAGAUUGAAAGACAGGCAAAGACAGAGAGAAGCCGCCGAGCAGGCCGUGUCCGAGCAGUUGGGCCGCCUCGAUAUCCAGGAACAAGCGUCGCGAAAGCCGCCACGGACACCGUCUCCGCCAGGGCGAGGAGAUGUGGGUUCAGCGCUGCCUCCAACGGAUCAGCUAGAGGUCAUUAGUCCGGAAAGCAUGGAGCUUGAAAGGGACCGAUCCAAAGAUGAAGAGAUCGUCAACUCGGCGUUGAUACACCUGCUGGUGACCACAACUCUCUGUUCGGGUAUUGGCACCAUCGCAGGGCGAGAGGGAUUGGCAUGGAUGCCGACCCGACAGACUUUUCGGCUUGGCCCCGCGGGCGAUUCUAUCUGCGAGGCGAAAACAGACGGCAUCCUGUAUAACGGUAUAGGUCCGGGAUAUACGCUUGCGAUCCUGGAGGUGAAGCCGUACGUGCGCCGUAUAGCCCAACAGAAGAUCGAGUGGCAGGAAGCUUGUCAAAUGGCGACAUGGAUCUCAACUAGUCUGGACGCCAAGACGAAGGACAAGCGAAGGGAGGGUGUGCUGCAUACAAGCGACGAUGGGAAAUACCGGAGGAUCCUUAUCUCUCAGGACUACCGCUAUUUGUUCAUCACGAUUUCCGAGUGGGGCCAGGCGUACGAAAGGUACCUCCGCGGAGGAUCUCGUCCUGUGACACCGCCGUCGAAGAACAGCUCGCCCAGCCAGAACCGAGGACGGACCGCAACCGCCGCGGCCAUGGCAACACAACAGACAGCAUCAUGGUCGACGGGACCGACGGCGGAGGCGGCAACAGGGACAACAGCAGCAGAACCGGCAUCAACGAAAGCUGCGGCUACCGGUCCGGGGACAAAGGAGGCCACUGAGAGCGCUAGGCAUGGAAACAAGGCGACCGCAGAAGAUCUUGAUGAUGGCAACUACCUGAUCAUGAACUGCUACGGGCCAUACAGCCUUGACGACAAGAGGCAUGUGACAAUCUUCCUGCGCAACGUCAUAGCCUUGAUCCUCGAGGUUUCUGACCCUUGGGAAUAG
Molecule: messenger RNA, 1107 nt
Organism: Chaetomium strumarium
Lineage: Eukaryota; Fungi; Ascomycota; Sordariomycetes; Sordariales; Chaetomiaceae
Exons: 3
Coding region: 1-1107 (368 amino acids)
Source: RefSeq, a predicted model, not a curated record